AUGGGGGGUAUCAGCACCAUGGACAGCUGCCAGCGAAAAUGGCAGAGUCGCGAUGGUCAGCGAAAUCAGCUUUUAUCACAUAUUUUUAGUUUACUUUGGAUCACGGGAGCCUUAACGACGCAUGUGCCAUUGUUGAUAUGGUCAUCUGACAGUUUGCCCCCUGUCCCAUCUUCUGCUGCUGGACAUAUCACCUCCCUCACUGAGCUCAAAGCCUACCUCAGCUCUGCGUUAGGCUCUGGACCACACACAGUCCUGCUGUUUCUACAGGAAAAGUUGAGCCAAGAUGACUUCACAGUUUACGGAGGUGUCUAUGGAAACAAAGAAGACAGUGCCUUUAAAAAUCUGGAGGCAGCGCUUCAGUCCCAGUCUGCAGUGUUCUCGGCCUUAGAGUGGUCAGACUCCUCCUCUGUGCCUGCCAUUCUGGAGCAAGAACUCGGAGUGUCACCGCUGCUCCUCAGCCCAGACGCUUUGGAUGAGCUCAAAAUGGACGCCUCCGUCAACAGCCUCCUGCUCAUCAGCCUGCCCUAUUGCAGUGACGACACUCACUGCAGGGAGCAGCUCAGUAGCAAUGAUGAUGUUAUUGGACAUGUUAUGAAAACUCUGGAGGCCAAGAAUAUUCCUUACACAGCCAUGUUCACCGGACUACAGCCAUCACGGAUGAAUGCAGAGCCAUCCCUCUCUGCUCAGGUGGGCCGCUCCCUCCUCCAGGCCCCCGCUCCAGCUGAAGUUCGUCCCCCGAUCAUGUUCAACAUGACUGGGGGCCCCUGCAUCAUGCUCUGGGCUCAGAACCUCAAUGUCAGCUUCUCUGCCACUGCUGCCUGGAUCGACCUGAGCGCCCAAACACCCUCUACGUCCGGGUCUAUAUGCAACGAGACCAACUCUGUACUGGUCCUGACCUAUACUGAAGGCAUUACUCUAACCUUCUUCCUGAGCAAGCGUUUUUACAAGGUGUCAGCUCGUCAGUGGUUUUCUCUGGACUCGGUGCAGCUCCGUCAGAACGCAGUCACCGCAUCUUUCUCCAGUCGCAGUAUUUACGCUCCAGCCGAAUACUCGUACCACUGUCAGUCUGUGACCAGCUUCAGAGACGCUCUGCUCAUCCCCGCCAACAACAACGCCAGCAGCUGGAGGCUCAACUUCAUUGACUUUCAGAUCCAAGGCUUCGGUCUGAGUAACAGCACAAACUUCUCGUAUGCGAGUGACUGCGCUGGCUUCUUCACAGCUGGGAUCUGGAUGGGUUUGCUCACGUCUCUGCUCAUGCUCUUCAUAUUCGUGUACGGUUUACACAUGAUCCUGCAGCUCAACACCAUGGACCGCUUCGACGACCCCAAAGGCCCCUGCAUCUCUGUGCCUCAGACUGAGUGACCCACACAAUACUGACACAAGUGUUUAUAUGUUAAUAUGGGGUUUCAAAUAUACAGUGCCCUCUGCUGAUGUUGCUAAGAUAGGUUAUGGCUGUGGGGGUGUGGCUAACUUUGUUUUGACUAAACAAGGACUGAAACUGGACUAAACCAGGACUGAACCAGAGACUAAGCAAUGGAUUAGACCAAGGACUAUAACCAAGACUAAAACAGUAGUAAAACCAGUUUAUAAUAGGGCUGGACUAGACCAGGACUAAAACCAGUGGAGUAGGACUAGUGUUUAGACCAGGGGCUGAACCAGUAACUCACCAAGACUGAUCAAAAAUGGUUAAAAAAGUUAAAAUCAUAAUUAUCUCCUUAAUACUGUAAAUGUUGCAAUCUUUCUUAUUUCUCUGAUAGCACAAGUACUAUUCUGAACUCAAACAGUGCCAAAACUUGUAUGUGAUUGUGUUUUUACAGAUUUUGUUUUAGUUAUUUUAGCAGCACUUCCUUCUGCGCUGACCUAUAUCAGCAGAGGGCGCUGGCAGUCCCAUUCUCCCGUGUAAUAUUAUUUGUCCAACUUGUUCAGCCAAGGCAUGUGUCAUCAUUACCUAGUGCCAAACCCCUCUUUUACUGUAAACAUUUUUGAGUUGUGUUUUCAGAAAUCUGUUCGUGCCUCUUAAUAUUCCUGAAGCAAUAUGCACUCUGAGCACAGACCGCCUUUAGAGCUACAUGAAUGUAACUGCUGAAUGCUGUACAACUGUUGCCAACUCUUUUGCAUUGUAAUUAAUACUACUGAAGUGCCUGUAUAUUUUGGUUUGCAAAAAAAGUGUUGCCGCAUUUUAUCUGUAAUGCCCUAAUGCAAAAAAUGAAGAAUAUUGAGUAAAUGUGUUAAAAUGACCUGAAUUCAGAAUAUCACCGUUGUACCCUGAUUUAGACUAGUUAAAAUUGACUAAAGGUGCACUGUGUGACUUUUCUUGCGGAGGGUUCGUCUCCAUGGAGAUGAUAUUGUUUCACCUAUGAUAUUUUAUCGCUGAAAAAGCCUUUAACGACAUGCGUUCUUACUGUAAACAGCUCUCUCACCUCUCCACAGAUCUGACCAUUAUCAGUGUCUCUGUCUUUAACAAUACUAUCUCCAUGGAGACAAGUAGGUGACUGACACUCAACCAGAAAAGUUACCAAGAUGUUAUCUGUAACUUAUUAAUGAAUAUAUUUCUUAGCUCACUUGCAGAUAAUGUUUGAAACUCAAACCGCUGAAACCUUUAAAGGUGCACUAUGUAACUUUUUGGCUGAGAUUCCAUCACCUGCUUGUUUCUAUGGAUAUGUCAUUGCUCUGCCUGGAAUCUUCCACAGUAUGACAUUAAAUAGCUCUACCUUACAUUUAUUCAGUUACAGAUGGCUUCAUAGCUCAGAAAAACCUACAAAACCAGGCAUUCCAACUGUGAGUGGAGUCACCUCUCCACAGAUCUCCACAGAUCUGGUUUGGACUCCAAGAAGAUAGAAAGGUGAAACAUUCCAGACAAAGCAAUAACAUGCCCAUGGAGAAAAGCAUUUGACGUGCUCUCCACCAGAAAAGUUACACAGUGAACAUUUAAAUGAGGCAAAAUGACUCAAAACGGUAAACAUAUUCUGAUUUUAACUCAUUUUAACUUGUGUCCUGAAAAGUUGAGAAUGUGGUUCAGAUUGCAGCAGUGAAGCAUGUGCCUUGUCAUGAUUGGAUAAUUUUGAAAUGCCAAUAAAAGUUAAGUUAUUAUAAAA
Molecule: messenger RNA, 3095 nt
Organism: Boleophthalmus pectinirostris (great blue-spotted mudskipper)
Lineage: Eukaryota; Metazoa; Chordata; Actinopteri; Gobiiformes; Gobiidae
Gene: atp6ap1b
Product: ATPase H+ transporting accessory protein 1b
Exons: 10
Coding region: 1-1362 (453 amino acids)
Cellular component (GO): proton-transporting V-type ATPase complex
Source: RefSeq, a predicted model, not a curated record